AUUAUUUUCUCACUGCCUCAGGGACCAAACGUCUUGUUAGUCCAUGGCGGGAUCACCCAACGGUUAUCCGGAUUCAUAUACAUGAAAAAGAGAGGAAGUUGAUGCCUUCAAAUCGUAUCUAGGGUUACAUCAAUUGCACAACCAUGGGAGAGUUCACGUAUCUUUAUAUGCUUCACGAAGAGGGACUCUUUCGUAUAAAUGUCUCAGACUUUGGAUUCUGCAAGAAGGAACUCAAGGUUGAGUGUGUAUACUAUGAGCCAUCAAGCAGGUUAUGCUCCAGCCUCUUCAAGGAUAUGGGACUUUUCAGCAACCGACAUACUCUGUAUAUGAUUGGCGGCGAUUCUGCAGAAACAGGUCGGUACCCAGAUGGGACUAGCUUUUAUUCUUUCAAUCCUACCAGAUUCAAUGAAUUUCCUGUUAGAGAUCCGGAAUGUGUUGACGAACCAGACUUUUAUGGCGAUUUCGGAGCCAUGAAAUGUCCUCAUGUAGUUCGUGCUAACCGUAUGAUUUACUUCUUCCCAAAGCGAAUUGCUCCCUUCUAUUUUCGGUCUUUUGAUUCUGCCGAAAAUCGAUUUUACACUCCGCCGCCGCCUCCCUUCGUGCUUGAUAAUCGGGUUAGGGUUUAUGAGGUAUCUGGGGCAUUUGUUCUCCGCGGUUAUCUAUAUUUGUUUCUCGAAGAAUCCAGCGAUGACGAUGGGGGUUCAGGUGUCCACCGUGUCUUCUCUUUCAACACUAGAUUGUCGAAAUGGCGGGAAGAAGAGGCCAUGGUGCUCCAAUUUAAGGAAAAAGAUAUUCCUCUCCCCUUUGAUCACCGUGGUAGUAUAGCGCUUUCCAAUGAGUUUUCUGACAAUACUCAUGUUUUGGUUGCCCUUAGUGACAGAAGACCUACUGCAUAUCGUGUUUGCCUUCAUCCCAAGGGUUCUUUCAGCCCUAAAUCUUACAGGUAUAUACAUGAAGCUUAUGUUGACCACCCCCCAUAUGGUGGCAGGGGUCAGCUAUUUGAUCUUGGUAGUGGAAAGUUUUGUUGGGCUUUUUACAGUGUCUUCGAAGCUCUUGCAGUUUGCGUUUUCAAGAUUGAUUUGGCAUAUGAACAUGAAAUCCAAAUUUCCUCAAUGGAUGAGGGAAGGGCAGAGAUUAUCUCCUCCAAGAUCUUUCAAUAUAAAGACGUUCCUUACCUCUGGGAUUAUGAGUUUGAUAGUUUUUGUUUAGGUUCUGCUCCUGCUUUGCAUAGUUAUGUCCUCUCAGUUCCUAGCAAAGAAGAUCAGUAUCCAUGGAGUGAGCAUGAACUGACUUCAUCUCCCAGCAAUGAGGACCAAGACAGGGAUGCGGAGAUUGAGAAGAGAAACACAAUUAGUUCUUGCAAAAGGGACGGGGGAGGGAAUGAUGCAAGAGGGCCUGAAGACAUGGGCGCAGAAGAGGAAUGCGAGCAGAUUGAGAGUUCUGUGGGUGAGAAGCAGGUUAGGUCCUUAUCCUGUCUAGGUUCCAAGCAGUCUGAAAAGAAGGGCAAGGACAUCUGUGAAGCCAGCACCAAGCGGGACGAAAGGUUGUGCUGCAGUGGAGGGAAUGAUGCUAGAGGGCCUGAAGACAUGGGCGUAGAAGAGGGAUGCGAGCAGAUUGAGGGUUCAGUGGGUGAGAAGCAGGUUAGGUCUUUAUCCCGUCUAGGUUCCAGGUUGUCUGAAAAGAAGGGCAAGGAUUGUGAAGCCAGCACCAAGCAGGAUGAAAGGUCGUGUUGCAUGGGAGGGAAUGAUGCUAGAGGGCCUGAAGACAUGGGCGUAGAAGAGGAAUGCGAGCAGAUUGAGGGUUGUGUGGGUGAGAAGCAGGCUAGGUCUUUAUCCCGUCUGGGUUCCAGGCAGUCUGAAGAGAAGGGCAAGGCUAUCUGUGUAGCCAGUACCAGGCAGGACAAAAGUCAAGAAGAUGAUCCAGUGGCACUGGCGCGAAGGCUGGCCUCACAUUUUGAGAUGACUGGCCUGGUCAAGACAGGAGAUAAUAAGGCCCUUAGCCGGUGGUUCAUUCGCUCUCAACUGGAGGCCAUUAUGUACGGUCUGGCGAUGAUUGACCGGGGGGAUGCUGCAUCCGAGCAGGGGAUCACCCAAGAAGCCGAGAACACUGCAGCUGAGGCCAAGGUGAAAGUGCUGGAGUUACAACUUGAAGCCUCCAACAAAGCCAACUCUGCUGCGCAGGCCAGGUUGGAAGCCCUGGAGCAAGAGAAGAUGAAGCUCAGCGAGAAGGUUGAGGUCCAGAGGAAGCAGCUCAAUGCCAAAGAUGAAGAACUUGCUUCUACCCAGGAUAAGGCCAUCCAGGAGUGGAGACAAUCAGAGGAAUUCAGGCAAGCCGCCCAAUCAUAUGCCCGGGAAAAUAUGGAAGCUGUCCUAAGCAGGAUCCUGAGUGACAAGGUAGCUCAGAACCAUAUCUUUAAAGCCUUAUUCAAGACUGCUUUUGAUGAAGAUGAAGGGCAGGCUCCCAGGCCAAGUGCCAUGGAGGAAGUAACAUCAGCUCCCAACUGUGAGGUCCAAGACAGAGAUGGGCAGAUGGAGAAGAGAAACAAAAUUAAUUCUGAUAAAGAGGAGACGGGAGGGAAUAAUGCCAAGAAGAGGCGCUGUCGUUCAAGAGACUAACUUUAUUCUGCUACUAUUGACAUUGUUCCUGGACUUCUCCCAGGUUCCUAAUCUAUCUAACAGCACUUUUAAAAAUCUAACUUUUGCUCUUACUAAUGGAACCUUUAGCCUGGUCAUUCUUGUGAUUGUUCUGCAUUAUUGUUACAUUUGCUGUCAUUUCAUCAUAAUGCCGUCUUUUGAUCCCAAGAUGAGGAUGAAUAUAAGCAGCAUUUCUUA
Ipomoea nil (Japanese morning glory) is the source of this 2831-nucleotide messenger RNA. RefSeq lists its product as uncharacterized. The record is from RefSeq and is a predicted model, not a curated record. Lineage: Eukaryota; Viridiplantae; Streptophyta; Magnoliopsida; Solanales; Convolvulaceae. The transcript is spliced from 6 exons. The coding region runs from base 144 to 2615 and encodes 823 amino acids.